AUGGCGAGUGUCGGUCGUCCCCCUGUAUCUGUAGCAUCUCGAAAAUCAUCGCGUCAUUUCAAGGCCUACUUGGGCCGAUUCGCCGUGCAGGGCUCGAAGCGCUUCCGCCUCCCCGCGCUCCCCCACGGCGUUCCGCUUCCGCCGGGCGCCCACUCCGCGGACUGCUGCGCGGAGUGCCAGCAGCGCGCGGAUUGCGCCUACUGGAACUUCCUGCUCCGCUCCCGCCGCUGCCUGCUCUUCGCUGCUGACGUGUGCUCCGCGGACGGGCCGGCGGUGUUCCUUCCCGGCGACGAGAACGCCUUCGUCGGAACUCGGUACUGCAACGCAACGAAGUCUGUAACGCGUACAACGCCCAACACCGCUGAUACCACGCAAGACGACAGCACAACCUCCGAGAGCGCGCUGUCCGUUUUCGAGGACGCUACUGACGGGGACGAGCAGGAGGCGGUGGAGGGGCAGGCGGAGGAGAGAGCAGAAGCGGAGGAGGAGCAUGAUGCGCACGUGAAGGGCGUGUUCGAAGCGGACAUGGCGAGAAUGCAAGCGGAGGAGGCCGAAGAGUUGAAGAUCGUUGAAGCAGCGUCUCAGGCGAAGCAGCAGCAACAACAGCAGGCAGAGGGGGCGUAUCAGAACAACCCUGAGGCCAUGGCUGCUUUGGAGCUGGAAGCCAUGCAACACGAUGAGCAGAUGGAGCAGAACCAGCUGCAGCAGCAACAGCAGCAGGAGCAGCAGCAGCAGCAGCAGCAGCAGCAGCAGCCGGAGCAAAACGAACAGCAAGAGCAGCGGGAGCAGCCUCAUGGCGUCGAAGUCUUUGAGCUUUUCGAGCUGCAGCAGGAGAACCCUGAGCCUUUUCAGGAGAAUUCUCAGGUGAUGCAGCAGAUUGAGAAGGAGGGCGUGGCAGUGCAACAGGCAGGACAGGGCUCCGCCAUUCAAGGCAUGGAAGCCUUUGAGGAGGAGAAUGAGGGGGAGGUACAAAAGGGAGAGAAGGAAGAGGAGGGGGAGAAUGAAGAGGAGAGUGAGAAGGAAGAGGCAGCUCGAGCUGCAGCAGUGAAAGAGAUGGAGGAGGAGGAGAUCCCCAUCCGCCUCGUGUCCUUCUCGCUUGUCGACGCCAGCUCUCAACUCACAAGUCGAGCAGCAGCCAUGGAAGCAGAGGAGGCGAAGCGAGAAAGAAUCGCCGAGCAGGCCGCGUGGAGAGACCUGGAGCAGCAGGAGAUUCCGGCGAAACUGACCUCAUAUGAAAUGUUGGAUGCUGAUUCUCUUGCCGCUAACCAAGCAGCGGCAAUGGAAGAAGAGGCGGCGGAGAGGCAGGCAGACGCAACUGCAGUCGCACUGAAAGACCUGGAGGAGCAGGAGACCCCUGUGAGGCUGGUAUCAUACGAGAUGGUGGAUGCCAGUUCUCUGGCUGACAGGCAAGCAGAUGCAAUGGAGGAGGCGGCGGCGGAGAGGCAGGAGAGCGAGAGAACGGCAGUGCUGAGGCAGCUAGAGGAGCAGGAGAUUCCAGUGCGGCUUAACCUGAGAGGGCACUCUGCCUUCCACACAUCGUCCUGA
Messenger RNA from Closterium sp. Yama58-4, 1545 nucleotides. Lineage: Eukaryota; Viridiplantae; Streptophyta; Zygnematophyceae; Desmidiales; Closteriaceae. The record is from the annotation of a GenBank genome assembly.